Zychaea mexicana is the source of this 486-nucleotide messenger RNA. RefSeq lists its product as uncharacterized. Gene Ontology annotation, molecular function: RNA binding. The transcript has 3 exons. NCBI's taxonomy places the organism in Eukaryota, Fungi, Mucoromycota, Mucoromycetes, Mucorales, Lichtheimiaceae. The record is from RefSeq and is a predicted model, not a curated record. The annotation marks the transcript as partial.
AAGAUGUUUAUCGGAGGGCUUAAUUGGGAAACAACGGAUGAAUCAUUACAACAGUAUUUUGCACAGUUUGGCGAGGUGGCGGAUUGUGUGGUUAUGCGCGAUCCUGCCACGAAUCGGUCACGUGGAUUUGGUUUCUUGACUAUGGCUGAUUCUAACACCCUUGAUGCGAUUGUAAACCAGGACCAUUAUCUUGAUGGCAAACGCAUUGAUCCUAAACGAGCCAUCCCACGCGAAGAACAAGACAAGACCGAAAAGAUUUUUGUGGGUGGCAUAUCAGCCGAAGUCGACGAAGAAGAGUUCCAAAACUUCUUUACGCAAUUUGGCACUGUGAUUGAUGCCACUUUAAUGACGGAUCGGGACACGGGCAGGCCACGUGGAUUCGGUUUCAUUACCUUUGAAAACAGCAACGGUGUUGACGAAGCUUUGCGACAACCCGAUUUGGCUAUCAAGGGCAAGCCUAUUGAAGUCAAGAAAGCCAUGCCGAAA